Messenger RNA from Amyelois transitella, 2900 nucleotides. RefSeq lists its product as uncharacterized. NCBI's taxonomy places the organism in Eukaryota, Metazoa, Arthropoda, Insecta, Lepidoptera, Pyralidae. The transcript has 2 exons. The record is from RefSeq and is a predicted model, not a curated record. Bases 175 to 1077 code for a protein of 300 amino acids.
CGCGCGGCGCACAGAGGACGUUAGCCCGCGUCGGCCCUCCGUAGCGCACGUCCUCUCGAUCGCUACAAUCGUUCCGCAACCGUGGCAGGUGUCGGUGCCGUGAUGUUCAAACCGUGAAGUUACAUGUGUGCUUAACUUUACAUUUUUCGGAUAUCGGAUUGCCGGAAUUCCGCAAUGGGAGAAUCAUUAUUGAAGGAAGAUCCCCUCUCCAGGAUCCAGAGGGAAAUCAUUGAGGUUACAGAAAGAGAACGGGAAUUCAAAGAGGGACACUUCAGGAUAAACAGACUUUUGUCAGAAUCUACUAUCAAUGUUAACCAUCAGAAUGGCCAUGUCAACGGAGAUGAUGAUAUCAAACCCCAAAAAGCUCUCAACAGAGCAGUAUCCACGUCACAUCUACUUGGGCCGAUUGCGCCAUCUCCGCCUCCCGUCCCUACACUUUUGAAUACAAAUGGUUACACACGCCGGUUUACUCCCCAAACAGGGACGAAAGGUAUCAUGCAAAGGUUCAUAGCAAACAAAGGAAAAAUUCCAGUCACUUCUCCAGUAGCAUCUUCCCCGACAGCUGUCCUAACACCUCCUCUUAGUAUACCUAUAUCUCCGGUCAUCACAAGUCCAGUCCAAAUGCCUCCAGCCGCUAUUACUCGUACACCCGAGGGAAAACCUGUAAGAAAAGGUUUCGUGCCGGUCGAGGAAAAGAUUCAGAAAGAACUGAGGGAAAUGAAAGAUCGAGAACACGAACUCAAACGUAUGAGGAAGAAACAAAAACCUUUCGACCUCGAGUUCAGCGACUCUGAAACAACAUCGGAAUCAGACGAAGAAGACAUUCCAUUGCCUGGCAAGCUAAAGGCAACUAAGUCAAUAGGUGAACUAUACGAAGCUCUGAAUGAGGAAUUACGUUCACCCUCGCCAAGAAACAGUUCUGGACAAGACUCUCUAGGUAGCCUGAAGCCAGCAAAAUCGUUGGCACAACUUUGCGAUCUCGAGCCUGGCCAAGAAUUCCUUGCUCCAAGUUCGACGAGGUUAAUUGCGCAGUGGGAAUCCAUUAUACAACAAAAACAGGAAGCUGGGGCAGCUUAAUGUGAUAUGAUAACAACUAGAAGGCUCGUGGAUUAAGUGUGUAACAUAGGCGUGUUACGCUUAUAUGUGAUUGAUUGACUAUGAGCAAAUGUAAAAUCUAUCGACCACAGAGUGAAAUUGAUACAAGGCCGAAUUAAGUGUCAGUACAUUCGGUAAUGUUACAUUGAAACCUGAUACGUGUGUCCUAGCUAUAACGAACGUAUCGCGCAGUGCAUACGGGGCGCUAAGGUCAUAUUACACGCUGCAUACAUGAGUACAAAAUCGUAAUAGGUAAGCAGUUUGUGCAAAUGCUGAAAUUCCGCGAGUGCCUCAAUUUUGCCAAUCAAUUUUCUUUCGCCGCCUGAUCGACAGUGCACCAAUUAAUUUUCUCCAGAUUGUUAACAAUGCAAAUGAUGGUUAUCCGUAGCAGCAAUUAUCUUGCGCAUGCGCGCGUUGGAAAGCGCAGUCAAUACAUGAUGCGAACUCGUCUCCCGAGUGUGAGUAGUAUAGUUUCUUCCUAUUGUUCAGUAUAUCUCCGCUGCUGAAAAACUGGUAGACUAUUGUGGGACCGCUUUCCCGCACCGCGGUUGUGCGGCGCCGCGGCUGGCGUAUGUAACACGUUGGCAUAUUAUUUGCUCUCUGUGUUUCUCGAUACGUACCUACUGUGAGAAAAAUGGUAGCAUUCAAUUAAAACCCCCAAACAAUUGAUAGUGAAAGAAUACCAGCGCGCCGUGGGUUGCGAUCGUAUCUAUCGGUAACAAUACACUUUCUGCCUACCCUAAUUUAUUAGUGAGGGUUGUCAGUAAGCAAAAAUCGGUAUUGUUUUCUUCUUAAUAUCUGUCUUAAUUUAUGAAAUCUAAAGGGGGUUACAUAGAUCACAAGAAAAAGCAAAGAAAUGUGUUUACAAACCUGUUUAUUGCACCGUGGUUAAAUAACUUAUGAUUCAUUCAUUGUUUCCAAAAAUAAAUUGGAGUAAUAUUAACAUAAAAUAAUAUAAUAUUAUGAUGAGUUAGCACGUGUAAUUACUUGCGUAGGUAAUUAGGAAACUGAGGCCAUGCGUCGGAACUGGCGUUUGUACUCAAAGCAGGCCUUUGAGCGUUUUAAUAUGAAAUUGUACUUAAUUCCUUAUUUAUUUUUAAUUAAUUAAUGAAUCGCGGGAAUAUAUGAUACGAAUUUUAUUUUAAAAUGGGAAUGUAACUUGAUUUUUGUAAAUUGUGUACUAGUAGUGUAUAUUAUUAACACGGCAACUAUAUGGACUCUAAUGAAUUGAAAAGGUCGUUUAAGGGUCGCGGCAUACGUGGACCGAGUCCAUAGCUCUGCUUUUUCGGGUAAAUCUGGAUUUUUGGAUUUAAAUUACACUAGCACAGCGCUUUCACAAUUGUACAAGCGGCCUUAAUAAAUUGCGUCUAAAAUUUAGCAUCAUAAUAAAUUAGUCAAUUUAAUUUAAUAUACAUAGUUAAUAGAUCAAAUAAUAAUUAUUGAGAUUGAUAGCGUUAAUUGUUGCAAUAUUUUUUUACGUACGUGUUUAAGUUUUGUUUCUAUUUAACGUGCCAGGUGGUAAAAUUUACUAAAUUUAUUGUAACUGUGGCCUUAUUAGAGAACUGAAAUAUUAUUCCUAUAUGAGUACAUUUAAAUAUUUCUCUCUAUUGUAUACAAAUUUUCUGUCAAACCAAGUAUUGUGAUAUGAAAUUGCCUUAAAAUAUAAUUACUUAACAUUUGUAAUGUUAACAUAGAAUCCUAUCUAUUUAUGUAAAAUACAGCAAUUGCUCGUUUUGCGUCUGUGCAGAAUCGAGUUGUUAUUUAUAUAAGGUUAUUGCAAUAAAUACAUUUUCGUAACAGUUGAA